This is a messenger RNA of Daldinia loculata, 4274 nucleotides long. Its product is annotated as cysteine proteinase. NCBI's taxonomy places the organism in Eukaryota, Fungi, Ascomycota, Sordariomycetes, Xylariales, Hypoxylaceae. The transcript is spliced from 2 exons. Gene Ontology annotation, molecular function: cysteine-type endopeptidase activity; cysteine-type deubiquitinase activity. The record is from RefSeq and is a predicted model, not a curated record. Bases 426 to 3638 code for a protein of 1070 amino acids. Gene Ontology annotation, biological process: protein deubiquitination. Gene Ontology annotation, cellular component: cytosol; nucleus.
CUCGCAUCAAUUAACUAAACAUCAACGACGACGCCUUCACACAAACACAUUCAUACAUGUUAUAUACACACGAAACCAACCAGUCAGCCGACACGUUACGCCCUUCUGCUUUCUGCUCAUAUAUACUCUUAAAGAUGCGGACAAUUUAAUUUUGCCAUUGUGCAUUUAAUAUCUUUUUUAUUCUCUCUUUUAUUGUCCAAGUUCUUUCAACAUUCCGUUCUCGUCCCUCUCCCACUUUUUCAACCUCCAGUAUUGCGCCGUUCACAGAUCCGGCUCUGCUUUGAAAGAAUGCCACCCCAUUCCAGUCCUCACCCUCAGAACAGUUGUGGUACAUAAAGUUCUCCUCUCCGACUACCCCCACCUUGCUACGUUUCUCGCCGCCUAGGAUUCAAUUUACACAUCUUCGGUAUCGCACUGAUGAAAAUAUGAGUUCUGUAACGUUCACAAGGACUUCGAACGCUCCAGUAGUGGGCGCGCAUGGCAUGAUGUCCUCUAAUACAAGUAAUUACCACCGGACGCCUGCGAAGGAAACUGGUACGAGCAUGGUUAAUGGUAGCUCGGGUACAGGAAAGCUGCCAUACCGCCACAUAGAUGAUUUGGUGUCAGUUGGCGUCGACCUCGACCCUCAUACCCCUCUACGAAAGAUCCUCGAGCUUGGAGAUGCCCAUAUGCGACAGGCAACAACCUAUAGCGAUUUCCGGCGUCCUGAUUUGGCACUGCAGGAGUACAUCAAAGCAUUUACAAUUGCUGUCGAUAAAGUACCCAAACACAAAGACUAUCCCUCUAUGAGUUCCGACCGCGGAGACUUGAACCGCUUAUACAAGGCCCUCAAGAUGAAAAUAACUACCAAUGGAGCUACUUUCGACAAGAUUAAGGAGGAAAUCAAAGAGGAUAAUAGGCGGAGUGGUGUGCAGCCAGCAAUAUCUUCUAAGCGUUCCUUCGAACUCGCCCGCUUGAACCGGCCUAGCCCAUCUUCGACGCUGCAACAGGUUCAGGCGAACCGUUCCAUAGGCCCCCAAAAUAAUGGACUUAAAAAUGAAGUAGAAGCUCUAAAUAGAGUUGAUAUUACAGAAGAUGCUGGCGGCAACGCGGCUGGGGGGCGUAGGCCAAAGCCAACGAUACAACCAAAGCCACAAGCAUUGCAUGGAAAAGCUAUUAAGCAGACCCCAAAGGACCUCCCCGAAGAUCUUGCAAAUAGAUUUGCGCGGUUGCGUGAUACUCAAAAGCCUCGAAACGCCACUAAAGCACUCGGCCAGGCCCAAUCGGCCGGCACUGAAGAGUCCACUCCAAGUCAGGCGUUGCCUUCAGUUGAUACAUCUAUACUAACGAUGCCAAAGCUUCCAGAAGCCAUCUAUAGCCCUGCGAGAGGUACCGUGACUAGCGAGAUCGCUAACCUUCCAUCCAGCACCCCUCGUGGUAUGUUCAGUCGGACAAAUUCGAUCACCUCGGUCCCUAGUGUCUCAGCUCGCAUAUCGACGGAAAACGCCAUCAGGGCCUUUAGCAAAGAACAGUUCGUGGCGGCCCAUUCUUAUCGGGCCCCCCAAUCUCCAGCUACGCUAACGGAAUUUCAAAUUCCAGACGGCGACGACAUCACAGCCGAAACACUUGCAGGUCUCAUAAACCAGUACCCGCAGAUUGACAUUUUGGUAAUUGAUGUUCGGGAUCGUGAGUCUUUUGAUGAGGGACAUAUCAAAUCAGCCAAGACAAUUUGUAUCGAGCCUGAGAUUCUUAUGCGAGAGAACAUAUCCGCAGAUGAGAUUGCUGAUAGCAUGGUUCUUGCCCCUCCAAAUGAGAGGCUCGCAGUUGAGCAACGUGACAAGGUUGACUUGGUGGUUAUCUAUGAUCGGGAUAGCACUUCAAUAUCGUCUAGGAUAACUGGUGAUUCUUUAGAAAUGGUUCUGUACAAUAUCCGACAAGCCCUGUCGUACUAUAGCUAUAGCCGACCGCUCAAACGCGCCCCAAAGCUGCUGAGCGGUGGUCUGAACUCGUGGGUGGACGAAUUUGGAGAGCAAUCUCUUGAGACUUCCAAGACUAUGUCAAACUACGUGUCUCCAAGCGCGGCUUCGAGGCAAAGGUACGGCGACGGAAGACGACCCCGAACGAAGACUAAGACCCUUAAUCAAGAUGAGAUUAGUCAAUUCGAGGAUAUGAUCAAAAAUGACCAGAUGGGACUUGACACUUUCGACUAUGUCAAAACAAGGGAAGACUUUAUCCGUCGUUAUCCUAGUAUAACAGGCGACCCCGAAUCUAUGACUUCUGUCAAGGAGGACUUAGAUUCUCACGAAGACUUCCUAGCCAGCAUAGCUCCCACACCUCCUAAGCUACCGGCACCUGCUAUCCCAAGAACUAGGUAUAGUGGCUUAGAAUCUAGGGAUGACGACUCGGGUGUUGGUGGCAUUGCCAUGCCAGUAGCCGCACAACGGUUGGGGGUUGGUCAACCCGUAACUGGACUCCGGAACCUUGGAAGUUCAUGCUACUUAAAUUCAACCCUACAAAUACUACUUGCCUCACCUGGGUUCCUCACCGGUAUAAUCCAAGAAGAAUGGCCUCUGGAGUGGCGUGAAGCACAGCAAGAAACGAGCGAUAGAGAGCCUGCUUCACCACAGCUACUGUCCAAGAUUUUAAAGAACACAUUGAUGUGGCUGCACAAGAAGCGGCUCAAAGAAGCGACACCCAGUGCAUUGCUGAAAUAUAUGCGUUCUGUCCACGAAGGAUACUAUGCUGAGGGCAGGCUUAUCAAACUAGGCGAUAAUAACCAACACGAUGUCGACGAGCUGUUUGCUUUCAUGUUUGACCAAAUCGCAGCUGAAACAAACGUGACCGGGCGUUUCUCGGCUGCCAUAACCAAUAUCAAUAUACCGCCCAACACGCCCGAGGAUGUUGCAGCAAUGGUGAGGAAUUUUAUAACCCAUUGGUGGGAUACCCGACCUCAAAACUUCAUUGAUGCCCAUUGGUUGUUGUUUACAAUGAUCGAACGAACGUGCGAUAAUUGUAGCCAUCAUUCGUAUCAUCGAGAAUCAGCCCGUUCCUUGACACUAGCAGUUCAAAAUCUGCAAGGACGUCAAUCGACCAAGCAACCGCUUAAACUUAUAGACAUGUUGGACUACUAUUUUCGCACCGAAGUCGUCGAUAUGAACUGUGAAAGUUGCCAUAAGCCAAAGGCAAAGGCUCAUUCUAGACCCUUAUUAGCGAGGAUGCCUCGCUUGCUGCGCGUAUAUAUAAGAAGACAGGCACAAGGGGUGGAACAUGCCCGAAAGGAUCUCACUCCGGUCGCCUUCCCCCUUGAGCUUGACUUAGAGCCUUACAGCUGGGGUCCAUCGGUGCGAGAAGGGGCGGCUAAAAUUCUAGGUGCUAAUUUUAAUGAAGGCCUCGUAUGUCCUACUAAGUACGAGAUCUACGCCAUCCAAGUGCAUAUUGGCGAUACCGCCACCUCGGGUCACUACUGGUGCUGGAUCAAGGCCGAGCAGAAGGACACAUGGAUCAAAUGUAACGACAUGGACAUAAGCAUGUGCUCCGGGAAUGCCUGGAGAGCAGAGCUCGAUUAUAUGUUCAAGUGCUUCAGGCACGAUUCGCCCGUCCAUCUGUACUACAAGCGCGUAGAUGUUCCUUACCCUAGGCAGGCAAGGGGGGCAAAAUGAGGUUGCCUGGACAAUUGCGAUUUCUGGAAUAUCUAAAAAAGUAUAAGAUGCAAAUCACGCGGUGUUCGUCUCAGCAAGAAUACAUACUGCUGCCGUAAACGAUACGCCAAAGAGCGGCUUUGAAUACUCGGAUCGGUAUUGCCACGGGUUAAAUAUAUAUGGUAUUCUUUCCCACUGCCUUACUUAGUAACCUAGAUAAAUAGACGAUCUUGGAAGAACGUUUUGGGGUUUCGGUAGAUGGACGCUUGCAUUACGUUAUGUCUGGAAGCGUGGCGUUGUAGAGGGAACGCUAGGUAGAUACCGGAUUCUUGUCUUCCUAUUUCUUUUACCUUCUUUACCAGCCUUUUUCCGUCUGUCGUCUGUCGUCUGUUGACUUCGACUUCGAGUUUGGCUAUGCUAUAUGUGGUCAUAUGCAUAGGUGUAGUGCAAUAUAUAUUAUAUUAUAAGUGUGUUCAUAAAUAAAUCAUAUUAUUAUACCAAUAAAUCGAGGAUUGUGAUUGGAAGCUAGUUGUUAUAGUUCCCGUCAUAACCUAGGCAGGUAAUAGACGCGGUGGCCACAUGAGUUGGUAUAGUAGAAGGGCAGUAUUAGUUAACCCCUCUCUGGCAGUCUGUCAUUCAUGUACGCUACUAUCUGCC